Sphaeramia orbicularis (orbiculate cardinalfish) is the source of this 2695-nucleotide messenger RNA. RefSeq names its product protein PAT1 homolog 1-like. Gene Ontology annotation, cellular component: P-body. Lineage: Eukaryota; Metazoa; Chordata; Actinopteri; Kurtiformes; Apogonidae. The record is from RefSeq and is a predicted model, not a curated record. Gene Ontology annotation, biological process: P-body assembly; deadenylation-dependent decapping of nuclear-transcribed mRNA. Gene Ontology annotation, molecular function: RNA binding.
GUGAACACCGCUGCUGCGUCCACUCGCGCGCCCCCUCGCUCCCGAUGCGCUUCUUUUCCUGAAAGCCUGCAUAUAGAUGUUUCGAUUUCAGUCCCUGGACGAUGACUGUACCCUGGAGGAUGAAGACGAGGGACUGAUAGAAGAAGAAGAUGAAAUUGAUCAGUUCAAUGAUGAUACGUUUGGAGCUGGUGCCAUUGAUGAUGACUGGCAGGAGGAACACAAACGCCUGGCGGAACUGGAUGAGCGGGACGGGCUGGGGUUAGGAGGAGUGGGGAUGGGAGGAGACCCCCAUCUGGGAAGAGCAGGGGACCCAUCCUCUCCCCGUUUGUCUUCAGCCUCUACUCCUCACCCCCUUCCAUCGUCCCUCCCUUCAGUCAGCUUCUCAUCCUCCACUGGUCUACCCCCCCCAGAUGUGGAGGAUCGGCCAGGCCCAGGGGGGGCGGACCUGGCUGAGUCUCUGGCCAGGCUCAUCUUGGAGGCAGAUCCGGCCAUCGCUGGAGUGGGAGCAGCUGAGCGGCCUGGCCUUCCCCCUUCCUCAUCAGGACCUGGGCUGGCUCCUCUGCAGGGGCUGGAUAGAUCCAGAGUCCUGCCCCAGUCCUCCUCCAUCCCACACCAGCACCCCCCUCACCCACAACAUCAGCUGCCUCCUGGUCCUUCCACAGCAGGCCUGCCUCCUGCCCCCCCUCCAUCCAUGCUCAGUUACCAGCAGCAGCACUUGCUGCGCAGAGGGACGUCCCCCCUGGGUCAGAUGAACUCUCACAGUAUCUGGGACAACAGUAUGGGCUUUGGACCGGUGAGUGUGAGCCCUGGACUGGUCACACACAUGGAGGAUAGUCCACUUAUGUCCAUCAUCAAGGAGGUGGGUCUUCCUAAAAGGCCUCCUCAGUGUAGGAAUGAAGAAGGACGGGAUUUGUCAGAAAGGGUCCCGCCCCCGCGGUCUUCAUCUCCUGUGAUUGGCUCCCCUCCGGUCAGGGCGGUGCCUAUUGGGACCCCACCCAAACAACCCAUGAGCCAUGGCUUGAAUCACCAGAUCCACCACCCCACCGCCGUUCAUGUGAGAGCCCCGGUCCAGCACAGAUACCCUCCUCCUUUCCCUGAGCGUCUGUCACCCAACACCCUCCUCAAUAUAGCUAACUCUCCGCUGUGUCGAGGUCCGUUCCCUCCUGGAGUUGGUCCAGUUCUGUCUCAGAUCCAGAGGGCUCAGCUGCUUAAUUCUCAGGUGGCAGGUUUUCCUCGUGCUGGUCCAGCCCCUCCUUUGUUACCUGGUGGUGGGGGCUUCAGGCCUUUCUUUGGUGGCCCCCCUCCUCCACACGGUCACCGAAUGGGCCCCCCGCCUCCUCACGCCCCUCCAAACCACGCCCCUCCGGUUCGACACAACACCACCCACCUCCACCCCCAGCACCGCCGCAUGCUGACUCAGCGGAUGCAGAGCCGAGGAGGGGACCGUGGUAGGACUGUGGGGGAUCGGCGCAGCAGAGACCCCUACAGUAACCUGAUGACCCAGAAGGAGAAGGAGUGGGUGACCAAGAUCCAGAUGAUGCAGCUGCAGAGCACUGACCCCUACCUGGACGACUACUACUACCAGAACUACUAUGAAAAGAUGGAGAAACGUCAGGAAAGAGAGAGUGACAGCAGCAAGAAGGAGCACACCACCAAACUGAUAACUCCACAAGUGGCCAAGGUCGAACACACCUACAGGCCAGUUCAGUUUGCAGGCUCUCUAGGUAAGCUGACUGUCUCUAGUGUCAACAACCCCCGCAAGAUGAUCGAUGCCGUGGUGACAACUCGCACAGAUGACGAGGAGAAAAGAGAGAAGCAGGUUUGGAAUAAGAGGCGACAGAUCCUCUACACUGUGGAGAAGAUGUACAGUUUGCUAUUGGAGGUUCAAGACUUUGAAAAACGUUUUGUGCACACACCAGAGGAAGACAGGGAGGCUUUGCUGGAGCAGCACAAAACCAACACUGAUCAGCUGUGCAGCUCUCUGAGGGAGAAGGAGUGGGACGACAGAGUGAGUGAUGAACAGUGUGUGAUGAUCAUGUCAGUGAGGAAGGGCAAACGGCUCAUCUCCAGGCUCCUCCCACUGCUGCCGUCAACCCAGGCUGCCGCUGUUGUCAUGGCAAUUGCCCGCAACCUUCCAGCCUUGGCCAAGAAGGACAAGCAGGACCAGGUGCUGUGCUGGUUGGUGGAGCCAGUUUCUGCAGUCAUCCAAUCAUUGUCAAGCUCCGCCCUCACAGACUUACUCCAGGAGCUUCAGGGGAACGAGGGCCAACUGGUACCAGUCCUGCACAGUAAGUUUGGUGUGACGCUCUUGUAUCUGAUCCUGAGUGAAGGCGAGCGGAUGCAGAGCUCGGAGCCCAACUGUCAGCUGAUGGAGGACAACCGAUGGACCGAGCUGGUGUUUUCAGUGACAAGGGAGCUGCUCAGCGUCCCCCCCUCGUCCCUGUCCCCCCCCCUCUUCACUCCUCCCAACCUGCUGUCUCUGUUCUCACGCUACGUGGACCGGCAGAGGUUGGACCUGUUACAGGACAAGCUACAGAUCUCCAACUUGUCCAGGUAGAAGUUACUACAACAUCACAUGACGACCCCUCCUUCCCCACCCAAUGCAGACGUGUGUGUGUGUGUGUGUGUGUGUGGUCUAAAUGUGAAUCCAUGGUGGAUCAUUUUAAUUCAGCUAAAUCUCUCGUCACAUUUUGUU